AUGUCUAAUCACGGAAACACUACAGGAGUCAAUGAAGGACCCUCAUCCUUCGAGUCAGCCAGCACUGGAAGUUCUGUUGCCCACUCAACAUCUGAGACCCAUUCAAAGAACAACGCCAGCUCUUAUGAGACAUUCGCCGAUCUCCCUGUUCAUCGUCAAAUUGAUCUCGCUGACCGUUCUGGAUUUACCGUUAGACAAUUAACCAUUGCCAACAUACCAGUUUGUUCCGAAGGAUGUGAAGCUGAAUUAAAAGUCUUAGCAGACUUGACAGCUUACAUUAGAAACUCAAACUUCAAAGCUAGUCCUCCCCCAUCUCAAAAUCGUCGAGCUACUGCUGGUGGUUGUCGGUUCAUUCAAGACCUUAACCAUAUUUCUGCUGUUGAAAAUGGCAAAACUCGAGUCCACGCCAUUGCCAUGGGUGACUUGUACUUUUGUCGUUUCCGAGUUGUUUUGCCUUCCAAGCCAGUCCAUGAGGUGUUUGCUGUUGAGUCGUCUGCCAAUCUUUGGCACAAGCGACUUGGUCACGCCAGUGUGGACGUUCUCAAGAAAUUAUCUAAGUCACUUUCUGUCAAGCCUACUCAUUUUGAGAUUGUGGAUAGUCAUAAGUGUGACGCUUGCUUGGGUGGCAAAGCCACAGCAUUGCCAUUUAAUGGUACCACAGAAAAAGCUAGUCGUCCUUUGGAGUUAUUUGUUUCUGAUUUAAGCGGUCCUCAUGUCGCUACCCCUGUGGGUCAUCGUUAUGUCUUAACCAUUAUGGAUUAUUAUUCCAGGUACUCUUAUGUGGAGUUGUUGGUUAGGAAAAGUGAUGCAAGUCUUGCCAUUCGUAACUUUAUUGCUAGGUGUGAAUCUUAUUUUUCUGGUGAUUCUGCUGGUGAUCGAGUUGCAUAUUUUCAUUCUGAUAAUGGCGGCGAAUACAUUUCCAAAGACCUGGAGCAGUUCUUUGUGUCUAAGGGUAUCAAGCAUACUUAUACAGUUCCUCAUACUCCUCAACAAAAUGGUGUUGCUGAGCGAUUGAAUCGCACAUUAUUUGAGAAAGCCAAGUCUAUGCUUUUAUAUGCUCAUGCUCCUGAAUACUUAUGGGGUGAAGCUGUCAAGUCUGCUAAUUAUAUUAGGAACCGUCUUCCUAGUCGUACGACUGGUGGUGUUGCACCUCUUCAACUUUGGACUGGUAAACCUCCUAGUUAUCACCAUAUGAAAGUAUUUGGUUGUCAAGCUACAGUUGUUCUUCCUGGUGCUAAAAGAGAAUCUAAGUUAAGUUCAAAUACUGAAGCUGGUGUUUUUGUUGGGUAUUCUUUGGAUCGUACAGCUUAUCGAGUUCUUCUUGAUUCAAGCAUUGUUGAAGCCAGGAGUGUUUACUUUGAUGAGUCCAAGUUUCCAUUUAUGAAAAGUGAUAAGGACUUGUCUAUUAAUGGCACUGGUGUUGGGUUUAGUGUUGGUUCUGGUUCAGGGUCCAUGUCAGGACCUUGUUUUGAUUCUAAGGGGACUGGUUUAGGAUCUAAUGUUAGGGUUAAUUCUAUUGCUAGUUCUGAUUCAAGUUCUGGUUCUAGUUUUGGGUCUCAUAGAUCUUUACCAGCAUCCUCAUCUGGUUCUGGUUCUGGUUCUAUUUGUGCUUUACCGUCUCCGUCUCCGUCUUCUUCUCCGUCUCAUUCUCCGUCGCCUUCUUCUUCUUCUUCUAUUAUUGUUCAUAAGCCUCGUUCUGUUCGUCGCAUUUUGUCUACACCUUCUGCUCCUCUUGAGUCUCCUACUCUUCCUUCUAUUGCUUCAGUUCCAUCUCUUCCUAGUUCUCCUAUUCUUCCACCUUCAGAUCAUGAUGUCUCUAUCUCUCCUGACUCAAGUCCAAUUGUUUCUUCUUCGGAAUAUAUUCCUUCACAAUUAGACUUAUCUGAAGCUGGUCCAUCUAUUAAUGAAUCUGAUAUUUCAGGUGAUUCUGGGAUCUCGCAACGAGGGGGUGAUAUUGGGUUUCAACCGUCUAUCAUUGCUUCGUCUCCCACUCCACCACCUUUUGUUGAGUUGGAAGUAGUGCCACUUAGUCAAGAAUCUCCUUCGUCUGAUCUUGUUAAUUCUCUUGACCAAGCUGGUGUUAGUGUUGUCACUAAGGAUGAUACUCAAGCUGUUUUGCCUAAAUCUCGAUCUCGUGUUGUUGCUGUUCGUUUACCUUCUAUAACUCCUGCCAAACGUCCGAGUUCUGAUGACAUUGUUUCACCUCCUUCUAAACAUCUUUGUGAAAAUUCUUUGAAACAAUCUCCAGUGUCUGCAACACCUGCAAAACGUCCAGCUGAAGAAGAGUGUAUUUCUUAUCGUCGUCUCAAAUCUCUUCGUUUUGAGUAUGAUGAUGUGGCUUUACUUGUUUUUACAGAUCCUAGUAGUUUUGAAGAAGCUAUGUCUAGUGAAGAAGCUGAGUUUUGGCUUGAAGCCUGUGUUAUUGAAAUGUCGUCUCUUAAACGCAAUGGUACUUGGGAAUUGGUUGAUCUCCCACCUGGUCGCAAGGCUAUCAAUAGCAAAUGGGUAUUUAAAGUUAAGCGCAAAGCUGACGGUUCAAUUGAACGUUACAAAGCUCGUCUCGUGUGUAUUGGAUUUUCGCAAGUUGAAGGUAUUGAUUAUACUGAAACUUUUUGCUCCCGUUGUUCGUUACGAGACUGUGAGGAUUGUUCUUGCUAUUGCUGCUCAGUUUGGGUUCCAGGUUCAUCAUAUGGAUGUCGAGACUGCAUUUCUUAA
This is a messenger RNA of Magnusiomyces paraingens, 2715 nucleotides long. RefSeq lists its product as uncharacterized. The transcript has a single exon. Gene Ontology annotation, molecular function: nucleic acid binding. Gene Ontology annotation, biological process: DNA integration. The record is from RefSeq and is a predicted model, not a curated record. NCBI's taxonomy places the organism in Eukaryota, Fungi, Ascomycota, Dipodascomycetes, Dipodascales, Dipodascaceae. Bases 1 to 2715 code for a protein of 904 amino acids.